Ustilago hordei is the source of this 2397-nucleotide messenger RNA. RefSeq lists its product as uncharacterized. Bases 1 to 2397 code for a protein of 798 amino acids. The transcript has a single exon. NCBI's taxonomy places the organism in Eukaryota, Fungi, Basidiomycota, Ustilaginomycetes, Ustilaginales, Ustilaginaceae. The record is from RefSeq and is a predicted model, not a curated record.
AUGGCGGCCAUAAGAGCCUCUUCCACCAUGCCGGCUCCCAAAGCCAGCACAUCAUCAGAAGCAGCUCCCUGCUCGGUCCCUUUCAAAUCACGCAAGACCGCCUCUUGCUCCUCGGCCGAUUAUUCUCGCCAAUCCUAUUCACCCUGGCUCCUCAUCGACAUAGACGACACCUCAUUCCCCUUCAUCCGAACCCUUCAUACACACCCAGAGGCUCCUCUAGCCAGCGGCUCAACCUCACCAGCAGCAUGUAGCACAGAAAAGCUCACUGAAUCAACCAACACCACCGCCUCAAAACCUUCGGUCAAGUCCCAAGCGAUCAAGUACGAGAAUGGUCUCAUCGACCCACCGUCAGAAGCAAAUGCAGCGCCGCGAGCAGCGGAGAAGGAUAGGCGAAUGUCACUCUCCCACCACCCUGCACGAGGCGCAAGUACGGCGAGGAGAGGGUUCAUGUCAAGGUUGAGAGGCGCAGGUGGAAGCGUCAGUGGAGCUAGCGUGUUUAGUUCACCUAAUCCUGCGGCGAAUGGAGCUCAAAUGUCGUCUUCGGGUAGCUGGAAUAUGGUCGAUCCACCAACGCCUAUCAAGGAGCAUCCAACGCCGGCAGCGGUCAGUGGAGCGAUGACAGUACAUCUCGCGUUCACUUCUUCAGCCACAAAGGCAGCGAUAGAGAAUGCAGAAGGGCUCGUGGCUAGAGCUGCAUCCUCAACGCUUCUCUCCGCACCAGCAGCUCAAACAGAUCAGCUCAGGCAGGAGUUUCACCGCGACCGGCUUGAGCCCCCAGCCCUAGCUGAGCUAGUAAAUCGCGUCAAGCCAGAAGCCAUCUUCAUCGGCACAGCACACACCGGUUCAAUACAGCCCCACAUCGAAGCUCUACUCUCCCCACCCUCUUCCUCACUGAAAACGAUCUUGCUCGACCCAGUUCUCGUACGAACUCUCACUCCAGCCUCAGCGAGUACGUUGCACGAUCUCGCACGAUCAAAGCAGAUCACAACUUCGCUUCCCAUUCGUUGGUCUUCACUCUGGACACCUAACGUGGAGGAAACGCUGUUUGGGCUGGAGCUGCUGCAUGAAGUUCAGCAAGAACAAAGUCAAUCGCUGGCGAAUGGGAACGGAGAUGCGAACGCUGAUGGGAAUGUGGAAAAGAGCUUUGAUGUUAGUAUGUCGAAUAUUCCCACUGGGUUGUCGGAUAAGAAUCUGGUAGAGCUGGGCAGGAUGAAGGGCGAGGUGGAGGUGGAGAGGUUCAAGCGAGAGCUCGCAGCAAGAGAUGCGAGGAUAGCUGGGCUUGCGAAGCAAGUUGAGGAUCAGCGAACGGCUGCUGUAGCUGCGAAACAAGUAGUUGACCCAAGGACACCAGAUCGUGCUCGAGCAGCACCGACACUAGAACCAAUAGCCUCAUCAGUAGUUGAAACACCCGUCGCACCCGCACCCGCACCCGCACCCGCAUCAUCAGUAUCAGACGCACUCUCAAUCCCAACCACAGCCCAACCAUUGGCUUCUCUCUCCCAGCAGCAACGAUCCAACACCGCUACUCCAGCCGCAACACUUGCACCAACAAGAACGAUAACCACAACUGCCAAAGCCAGCCUUGGCUCGGGACUUGCACUUUCUCCCGCCUCCCAGACCCGCUCUCCCUCUGGAACAGGAAAAGUACUUUCCCACCUCACAACCGAACUUGAGCUGGUGAAAACUCAACUCUCUUCCACUCUUUCCUCCCUCACUCUUGCCCGAUCGCAAGGUGCACAAUUUCAAGCACAAGCGGAAGAAAUGCGUUGCACGCUAUCCCGUGCACGACUGGAGAAUGAUUCUUCUAUCACCAUCCUCGCCCGCAAAGACCGUCAAAUAUCUGAAGCACUCGAGCGCGCACGAAAAGCAGAAUCCGAAGCCAAGGAACUAGGACGAGCAUCACGAGAGUGGGGAACACGAGUUCGCGAGGUAGAAGAAGAAUUAGGAAAGGAAAGAAUUAAAAGAAUGAGGGCCGAACAAAGUUAUGAAGCACUAAGUUCCGAGUGGAAGGGUGCUAGGGAUCGAUUAGUAGGCGAGGUGCGAGAAUUGAAAGAGCAACAUGUGAAGAGUGUUACUCAACUUUCUAAAGAGUAUGAGAAGGUUCUUAUUUUCAAGGAUCGAUUGAAAGAAGAGUUCGGAUAUACAAAAGGCAACCAUGCAUCAGGAUCAAGCAAAAUGAUCGAGGAAAUCAAAGGGUUGAAUGCAAAGAUGCAAGCUUAUCUCAACCAACAGUUGCAACCAUUACUGGAGAGACAAAAGGCGUUGGAGAAGAGAGAAAGUCAAGAGAUAGUGGAGAGGUUAAAGUAUCUAACUGAUGAGUUGACGAGGUAUAAGACAUUGAUGCGAAGCGGAGACGUUACUGAUGAGAGUCAAGUUCCUCCAUUGAAGGAGGAAUGA